Anguilla anguilla (European eel) is the source of this 6566-nucleotide messenger RNA. RefSeq names its product SR-related and CTD-associated factor 4-like. Gene Ontology annotation, molecular function: RNA polymerase II C-terminal domain phosphoserine binding; RNA binding. Bases 139 to 3432 code for a protein of 1097 amino acids. Lineage: Eukaryota; Metazoa; Chordata; Actinopteri; Anguilliformes; Anguillidae. Gene Ontology annotation, cellular component: nucleus. Gene Ontology annotation, biological process: negative regulation of termination of RNA polymerase II transcription, poly(A)-coupled. The transcript is spliced from 20 exons. The record is from RefSeq and is a predicted model, not a curated record.
GCCCCGCACUCGCCGCCAUACCCUCCGCGCCGCGAUCUGCUGGAUGCGGACAUGUUUGACCGGCCUGUCCGGGGAUAAACAUUUCACGGUAUAAGGUAUUGAACGAGGCCAGGGAAGCGGCCAUCGUGUGGAGAGACAAUGGAUGCCGUUAACGCUUUUAAUCAGGAGCUUUUCUCCUUGAUAGACAUGAAGCCUCCGAUUUCUCGAGCCAAGAUGAUGUCGAUAACCAAAUCGGCCAUAAAGGCGAUUAAGUUAUACAAACACGUUGUCCAGAUUGUUGAGAAGUUCAUCAAGAAGUGUAAGCCAGACUUGAAAGUCCCGGGACUGUACGUGGUGGACUCCAUCGUCCGGCAGUCGCGUCACCAGUUCGGCGUGGACAAAGACGUGUUCGGGCCCAGGUUCACGAAAAACAUAACGGGGACCUUUCACAACCUCUACCUGUGUCCCAAUGAAGACAAGAGUAAGAUCGUGCGGGUGCUGAACCUGUGGCAGAAGAACGGGGUGUUUAAGAUCGAGAUCAUCCAGCCGCUGCUGGACAUGGCCGCUGGUGCCAGCGCCUCGGGAAUGCCCGAUGUACACUGUGACAUCACAGAAGCAGGGUCGCCCGCCGCAGACGUGAAGGUGACCUCGGUAGCCCCGCCCCCCGGGAUGGCGAACUUGGUGGCCCCGCCCCCCGUGACUGCAAACUAUGUGGCCCAGCCCACUUUGACAGUGAACUCGGUGGCCGCGCCCCCCGUGAUGGGGAACUCCGUGGCGGCCGCCAUUCCACAGCUGCAGAACCCGGAGGCCUUGGCCGCCAUGGCUCACCUCUUCCAGUCCUCUCAGGGCCAGCAGCUGCAGCAGAUUCUGCAGAACUUCCACCAGCCCGGGAAGCCCCAUUCCCCAGCGCUGGACAACAGUGCGAUGGCCCAGCUGCAGGCUAGUGCCAAUGCUGCCGCCGCCGCCAUCGCCCAGCACGGCUUCGCUAGCGCCCCGCCCGUCGAGCAGAAGACCACCUUUGACAAGAAGCUGCUCGACCGCUUCGACUACGACGACGAGCCGGACGCGGCCGAGGAGGCGAAGAAAGAGGAGCCGUCCCCCGCCGCGGCCCCCCCAGCUUAUGGGAUUCCUGAAGGCACACAGCUUCCGAUGCAGCAGCCGGUGUUUCCCCAGGGUCCCGCACAGAUGCCAAACAUGGAGCACUAUCAGUCCCACACAGCCGGCCUGCCCCACGGCCUGGCUCACCAGGUGCCCCUCCCUCCAAACGGGCAGCUCCAGACGUGCGGCCUGGUCCCCCCCCAGCCAUACCCAGGCAUGAUGCCCCCCAUGGGGCAGCCUGUCGUGCCACAGCAGGUGGGGGUGGGGCCCCCGGGGUUCGUGGGGGGGUACCCUCCCCAGAACGAGGCCUACGGCCAGCAUAUGGUGCAGCAGUCUCAGGGAGUCUCCAUGGAGAUCGAUCAGCCCAUGCUGAAGGAAGGCAGGCAUCGAUUGGACGGCAGGAGGUCCCGGUCGGGCUCCAGGUCCCCGCGGCGCAGGAGGUCCCGGUCCAACUCGCGGUCCCGGAGGUCCCGGUACCGGCGGUCCCGGUCGCGGUCCAGGGAGCGGAGGCGCGGCGGCGGCUCCCCCCGCUCGCAGUCCCAGGAGAGGGGCGAGCGGGAGAGGGAGCGGGAGCGGCGGCAGAGGGGCCUGCCCCGCAUGAAGACCGGCACGCUCAGCGUGUGCAGCACCACGCUGUGGGUCGGCCAGCUGGACAAGAGGACCCAGCAGCAGGACGUGGCGUGCCUGCUGGAGGAGUUCGGGCAGAUCGAGUCCAUUAACAUGAUUCCGCCCCGGGGCUGUGCCUACAUCGUCAUGGUGCACAGGCAGGACGCCUUCCGCGCCCUGCAGAAGCUCAGCCGCGGGCCCUACAAGGUCAACCAGAAGACCAUCAAGAUCGCUUGGGCCUUGAACAAAGGAAUCAAAGCGGAAUACAAGCAGUACUGGGACGUGGAACUGGGCGUGACCUACAUCCCCUGGAACAAGGUCAAACCGGACGACCUGGAGAGCUUCCGGGAGGGAGGGAUGCUGGACGGUGACACACUCUGUCCAGAGUGGAAGGGCCUCCUGGGUGUGGACAUGGAGAGGUCCGGGGAGCGCGCUCAGAACGGAGGCCUGGAGCCCGCGCACGCCGAAGACGCCGCCGCCGCCGCCUCGUCCCGUGCGCAGAUGCCGUCCGUCCAGCCCGUGGGUGUUGUCGGGGCCCUUCACCCCCCCUCGUACCCCCCUCCCAUGGGCCUGCCGCCUCCGUCCUUCCCCCCGGGGGUGCCUCCACCGCCCCCUCCGCCUUUCCUCCGGCAGGGAUUCAACCCCAUGCAGAUGCCUCCAGGCUUCCCCCCCCCAGGCGGAAUGCCCCCCAUGGGAAACACGGGGCCCCCCGCCCCCACCCCCGGCGUCAACAUCCCCACCUCAGCCGUGCCUGGCUCCUCAGGGGAAGCCCCCUCUAAGGACUCCAUGGGUGGGAGUUAUCCGCCCCCUCCCUCAGGCGGGGGUCCCAGGAACACCAGCGCGCCCGUGGACAGAUUCCCCGUCCCGGGACCGAACCAGGGGGUCAGCGGCAACCUCCCUGCCCCCAUGUCCCAGCCAAUGGCCAACAACCAGAUGGGUCCAGGAGGUCCGGUGAUGAGCCCGCAGCCUCCCACGGGAGGUCUGCUGGGGGCCCGUCCGGGCAUGAUCCCCCUGCAGCGCCCCCCGGGGGCACCUCCGCCCCACAUGCACCGCUUCCCCCCUCACCCGCCCCGCCCCAACAUGCCGCCCAUGCCCCCGCCCAUGAUGCCCCGGGGGCCGCCCCAAAUGAUGCACCGAGAACCACCCCCUGGGGGCUUCGGCAUGCCCCCGCCCCACCCCAUGAGAGGACCCUUCCCCCCUCCGGGACCCCCCUUCAUGAGGGGCCCCGAGGGGCCCGACGACUGGGAGGGCCGGCCGCCCCGAGGCGAUCGGCCGGGUUUCGGGCGGGACAGGGAGCCGGAGCGCUUCAGGGGGCGGCAGCCUUACGGCCGGGGGGGCGGGGAGGGGCGGGACCACUACGCGGGUCGGCACGAGGAUCCCGAGCAGCAGGGGGGGUGGGACCGGGAGCGGGACGGCGGCAGGGACUGGAAGCGGAGCCCCGAACGCGAGGAGGGGGGUGGGGCCCCGCACUGGGGCGGGGGGCACAGGGAGCGGCCGAGGGAACGCAGGCCCCGCGAGAGGGUGUCGCGCUGGGACACGGACGGGCCCAAAGAGAGGGUGGGGGGUGAGGCGGACGCCGCCGACGCUCAGCACAAGCCCGCCAGCGGCGAGGCUCCCUCAGACUCUGGUAAAGAACCCGUGGGGGCGGAGCCUCCUUCGCAGCACUCCACAGUGACUGUUGAGCCACAGCCCUCUCCACCAAUGGCGAGCACAGAACCCACAGAGAAGUCACAGGAGGCGGAGUCAUAGGGACUAAAAACUCAGAUACACGGUCCGUGGUCAGAAUGUGAGAACGAGCAUUUUGGCAGUUGUGGAUUCGCUACCCUGGGAACCACAGUGUCCCAGUGUCGAAUGUUGUUUAAAAAAUUUAAAGAAAAAAAAAAAAUACUGCUGUAUAUAUGCUUUUGCUUCUCCUCCCACUUGUUUUGUAUUUUUGGAGGGAGUGUUUUGCCGUUAGCUUUUUUUUGAUUCACACAAAUACAGAAGAAAAUUUAAUCAAAAACAAACACAAGGCCGUUUUUUCUGUGCUGUUUUUAACUUUCGAUAUUUGCAAGGUUUAGGAAAUGAGGUUUCUAUCAUUUUUACAUUAAAAAAGAUGAAACAAACAUGCAAUGAACUUCCAGCGUUUAGAGCUUUAGGGAUUUGUUUUUAAUAAACUAUUUUCAUACCAUAUGCGUUUCAUUCUUAACAGUUUAAAUGGUUUUGAUCCCAUUUUCAGCAUUUUUUUUUACGUUGUCAGAGUAAACCGUUUUAUUAGUUUAUCAACAUUGGUUGAAAUAUACAAUGCAGAAUAGCAUCCAGUGAAUUAGACAGCAGUAUCAUCAACAUUACUAGUCAAUUAAUCCACUUGUGUCAAAAAUGAGAUUUAAAACAUAUUGUGGGCAGUCCAGUUGUACAAAGGUCAGUUUGUCCUGAAUCCUAAUGUUUGGCAAAUUGUUUUUUUUUUUAUUUGUUUUUUUUUUUAACAGCUUGCUUUUCAGUUUUCUUGAAUUUUGGUUUAAUGUCCUUGUGUGUCGAUUUAAUACACUUAUCCCCUUCUCUCCCCCAAGACUAACCCUAGGGGGCAUACAGCAAUCCCAUGAGUCACAGCUACAAGGGGAAAAAAAAGUGCAGGUAUUUGUGGAACAUUGCCAAAAUAUGAAGAUGCAUAAUACAAAUCACAUACCGUGUCUUAUCUACAUCACAGGUUUGUCAGCUUUUUUUUAAAUGUUUGUAUAUAGUUUUCUGGGUUGUAGGUUUUUUUGGGAAUGAUAUAAAUAUUCGCAACAGGAUAUCUCCACUUUGACUGAUGUGCCUGGUUGAGGUUUUCGAUGAGCUAAACCUGUUGAUUAGAAUCUACCGUUUUCACCUGCUAGGGCACAUUGGUAUAUAGCUGACUGUGGCUGUAUGUCUGUCUGAUCGCCUUUGUGGGUUUGAUUACCUUGGUUUCUGAGCCCAUUCGUUCUUUGGCUGUACUCUGGCUUAUUCUCCCAUAUUGUGCUCGGCUCUCUGUUGUGGCGUGAAAACCGGUGUCUUAACCAGGAGAUGUGAGGGGGCGGAACACCAGGACAGAGAACCAGGAUUUACCGGAUUGCUUGCCUGCGUGGGUUAAUAAUUCACUCUGGCUUGUUUGUGGUGUGCGGUUAUUCCAGGUGGGUUUUGACCAUUGAGAGUAAUAUUACUAAUAUUUCAGUUUUGCAUGAGAGCAAAAACAACUCUUAUCUAAGGGAGAACACAUGAUGAUUCUGCUAUGUUGCUUGGUGUAUUGCGCAUACAUUUUCAGUACCAAGCUAUAUCACCCACAGAAAUGAAUAUGGACUUAUGUAACAAAUCUACUGUAAAUUUACAUAAAUCCGGGUACCCACAUGUGCCCUAUAUGCGCUCUCAUAAUUAUUGCAUAGCGUCUGAUUUCUAUUGAUUUAUGGACUGAGCAGCCAGUGAGUGUGUAUUUCAUUCAUAAUACAGUCCUUUGCGGAUGUGGCCCUGGUGACAGAGAUGAGUCUCCCCUCUCUCACACUGAGAGCAGGGAGGUCUGUGGCCUCCCCUGUUCUUUUUUGGGUCAUAGAUAAUGGGGUCCCCCUCAGCCCAAAAAAGUGCCACUGGAACACAGUCGCCCCACAGCAAUGCAGCCUCACUGGACCCCACCUCUGGGAGGUCCCAGUGUGCUUAUCUGGCCCUGCUCAUUCAUUGGCCAGUUUGCAAGGUCCCCAACUAUGGGAGCAGCGGGGACUACGCCCACAUCCCUGCCCAGGCCCAUGCACUCGCAUAGGGUAACGGCACCUCCACCUGCCAGUCUGUCAGCCCGUGGCUGUGGUCUCUUCCUGCAGGAGCAGCGGAGAUGCAAGUGGUGUCCUAGCGAGAUGAGCUGUGCUCCAUCAUCAAGCUAAUUUCCCUGCGCAAACGGUGGCCAUCUCAGAAAGACACUGGUUACAUUUCAAACAAUGAUCCCCAGAGUAUGGUGAUGGAUAUCAGCUUCUGCUCACAACACAGUAUCUAAAGAUGCUGAAUCCCUGCUAUCAGACAUUUUGUCAGACACAAAAGGUAGUGUUUUCCAGAGUGGUGCACACUGAUGGUGCACAAUAGGUUCUACUCCAUUUCUUACCAUAGCAGCACACACCAGCCUAUCCUACAAUGGUGGAAACUGAACCAGUAUCAACAGAUUCUACCACCUAAAAUGUUGUGCACAGCAAACAUCAACCAGCAGGUGGCAGUAUUGGAUCCUCUUUUCCACUUCCCCUCUGCUUUGCCACACGGUAGAUACGACUACCCUCUGCAUGAAUUAGCUUGCAUGUAAGUGCAGUAAAAUCGCAAACUAAAUUUGCAAUGUGAACACUUACUGCUCGUUAACUUUUUGGGUUGGUGUUCAUUGGAGAAGACUACAAUAAUUCUACAAUAAGACUACAAUUCCCCAACUUCAGAGGUCAGGAGGCAUUGGCCAGUUGUCCACAGGGAAUGAAAUUCAGUGCAGAAUGGUGAUGAACAAAACUGUCCUGAGCCAGGAGGAAGCUCUUAUGCUGUCAGGUAUUUUAACCAUUUGAAAAGUAGAUGUUUUGAAAUGUUUUUUUUUUCUCUCUACAAUUCCCUGUCAGUGCUUUAUAACGCUGUUGCUUUCAGUUACCGGUAGUGAUUGUUGCAUCACUAAUAGAAUGUCCAGUCAAGAACAUUCUAAUCACAUAUUUUGCCACCAUAAAGGGUUAAUCAGAAGUUAUGUGAGAGCAAGUUGGCUAUGCUGUCUUUUUGAAAAGGGUGAGAAAAUGGUGCAGGUUCUGAAUCUUUAUGGCAUAUUGUUGUGACUUCAAGAAUGGUAUUUAACCUGAACUGUGUACAUACCCAGCUAUUGAGAUGGGAAUUGUGGAAGAUGCUAUCUGAGUGUCCCCAGCUAAGGGCUUUUGUCCAAAAAAAAA